Messenger RNA from Laetiporus sulphureus 93-53, 3410 nucleotides. RefSeq lists its product as uncharacterized. The record is from RefSeq and is a predicted model, not a curated record. NCBI's taxonomy places the organism in Eukaryota, Fungi, Basidiomycota, Agaricomycetes, Polyporales, Laetiporaceae. The transcript has 5 exons. The coding region runs from base 49 to 3195 and encodes 1048 amino acids.
ACGGCCGCGCGGGACUAGAGCCGAGUCGACGUCUGGCUGGCUGCCCAGAUGAGCGAGUAUUACCGCCCUUCCGUCCCUUUUCCCAGCGUCCCCUCCGGACAUCAGCUCUACAAUGCUACCGUCAUCCCCAGCUCUGUCGCCAACGAUGUCGACGACGCGCACGAUCCAUUCGAUGCAAACGGCUCAUCUGACACCGGGCAGACACGUUACUGCUCGGUAAGAGGUUGCGGCAAUGAGCUCAUCCCCGGAUAUACUGGCAAGAUGUGCGAGGUCUGCCGCGGCCGUCAUCGCAUAUAUGCGAGCACGAAGCGAGCAAAGCGUAAGAUGGAGAAGGCGGCAAUGGGCGCGCAGAACGGGCAGCCGGUCGUGUGGAUGCCAUCUGACGAUAACGUCGAGGACAACGAACCAGUCGUCGAGCAGACUCCGGCAUCGUUCGUGUAUGCCUCGAGCACUUGGGACCAUAGUGCCAUCGACCCUGCUCUCUUCUCAAGCGACUCAGAACUCGCCAAUGCCCUUCUCCCCGUGUCACCUCCGAGAUCAAAGAAUCCGGCACAGUCCGGUUCCUCGUUGCACAUGUCUGCUAUGACAUUGAGCUCCAAUCCACAGUCUUCCAGUAGCAUAAGCUCAAUGCCUACUCCCAUGGCUGAUCAUCCGGUGAACACCCCGCACACACCCAGCUCCACAGGCUGCAGGGGCAGCACGAGCCCACCCGAGACGGAAGAUUCAUCUCUCCCGCCGCGCUACUGCUCGAUCAAAGGCUGCAAGGCACUUGUUCCGGGUAACUCGUUCUUCAAGAUGUGUGAGCCGUGUCGGGACCGAUACCGCAACUAUGGCACCACGAAGCGUGCCAAGUGGAAGCGCGAGAAGGAAAUUGCUGUUGCGGAAUUGCACAAGAUGCGCGAGGAGGAGGACAGGCGCCGGAUAGAAGCAGGAUUACCUCCUCUGUCCCACCCUUUGGCAGAUGACUGGCACGAAUGGAAUGGCGUUGACGAGGGGCAAGUUCACUCUCCUGGUGCGCUCGUGCCGUCGACAGACGGCAGGUCCAGCGUGGUGACCGUUUUGCCGCGCCCGCCGCGAAUGUGUACAGUCUCACACUGCCGGGAGAUUCUUCCGGGCGACUACCCGUAUCUCCGCUGCGAGCGGCACCGCAUACAGAACAGACAUCACAGCAAGCUGAAGCGCGUGCGCGACAAGGAGGUAAAGGCGCAGGCGUUUGAUGGAUGGACUGCCUAUUCCUCUGCCUCGCGCCGUGCAACGUCAGAAAUGAGCAGGGACGGCGAAGAUGGCGGGGACGUGGAGGAGGCGGAUGAUGAAGACGCCAAUACGAUGCAGAUCGCUGGUAUGGGUGGAGUGGAUACACCGUUUGGUGAGCCAAGCACGGGCAUCCCGCCUGCGGCGCGGGGCACACGGAGGACAAAUCACACGUGCUCGAUCAAAUCGUGUUACAACCUGCUAUCGCCGAGUAACCCUUGGAAAAUGUGCGACUCGUGCCGCGCGAGGGACCGGCAGGGAAGGAGAGAAAAGGCCUUGAGAGAUAGCGGAAUUGUUGUGUCGCCUCCGCCACUGAGCGGGAAGGAGUUGGUGAAGGUAGACGCGGCGGGCGAGGCAGAUGAUGGUGAGAGCGCGAAGAAAGCGGUGAAGAAGACAAAGAAGAAGACGAAGAAGAAAAGGGUGAAUGGCAUCAGCGAGGCAGACGGCACAGUGGCGGGGGAUAUGACGAUUGUAUCUGAGAUGCAGGCGUCGGGGAUUGAGCAGGAUGCGGCAGCUGCGAAUGCCUUCCUGCAAGCUGCAGACCAUAUUGCUGAUGAGAUCGGGAAGAAUGCACUCCCUUCACAUGUGCAGCCCACGCUUGUCUUUAUGCAGCCGAUGGUACAAAGUUCGAAUCUUGACACGGUGCCGACCUCUCCCUUGCAAGCUCCUGCCGCUGACCUUACCCAGCCGUCAGAGGCGAGCCCUCCGGUACGCGCUUCCGCGGACCCCUUCCAUCUCGUUUCGGCAGAGCAAAUUGUCAACAGGACUGCGCAGGCUGAGGCAGUCUCGACUGCUGGAAAGAAGAGGACUCUGAGGAAGAAAGCGAGGAAAACUGCAGAGGGGGAAGCGCCUACACCCCAUUCCGCCGAAGCGUCGGCGUCAACAUCGCCUCCAUCAUCAGAACUUGAUGCGAAUGUUGCGUCGACAUCUGGUGUCUCCAUCGUGGUUCCUGAACCCCAGGCUAUGAGCAAUUCCGUGCCGCCCACUGGACUGACUAUACAGGAGAUCGCGUCCAUCGCCGUAGGCACCGAUGUUCCUCCGUCAAGCACCCCGAUCGCGCCGCCGUAUAUGUCGUUCUAUAUGCCCCCGUACGGGAUGCCGCCAUACGGCGCACAACCUGGCCCGUACUCGUACGGUGCACCCGCCUACCCAUAUUCGCAUCCCGCGUAUGCUCCGUCACCGAUGUAUCAGCCUCCGUACUAUCCCGCAGGAUAUAUGUACCCGCAGCCUUAUGGGACACAAGCAUAUGUCGCCGCCCCCCCUCCUGUCCAGGCUCCUGCUAUCAGUGCUGCGCCCACUCAUUCUUCCGCCACUGCAGCCACCUCUCCACCACCUCCGCCACCGUCCCAGUCAGUCUACUCGGUAUCGGCGGAUUUCGUUUCUCAUCCGGAUUACGCGAACAUCCAGCAAGGCAUCUCAUCGUACGGAGAGGCAGGCGUUCUGCCACUGUACGGCGCCUUCUCAGCGAAGACGGGUGAGCCAAACAACAGAUUGACGAACACGCCGUCGGUAUUGAGGAGGAAACGCCAGGCGGAUCAGGAGGCUGAUGGGGAAAAUGCGGUUUCUGCAUCUAUGAUGGAAGCGAACAAACGACCGGAGAUGGGGGCUGAGCCAGCCGCAGUGUUCGCCAGUGCUGACAUCUCUGACCAAAGUGUCGUUGCUUCAGUCCCGGCUAACACAGACAACCGUGAAAACGUGACUGACGAGGCAGGCAUUUUACAGAGUGGUAUCAAGCUUUGUGGCAGCAAGAGUUGUCAUAGGCAACUCCCUUCAAAUGCCAGCGGAUCGCUCUGCUCUCGAUGUAGGGACCGUCUGAAGAAGAAACGGGUCAAAGUGAAGCAGCGGUUCCAUCUGGAGCCUCGAUCUCUGCUCAGUCGGCCGCAACAGUAUGAACGACCGGUGAACACUCACGUCGAGAGCAAUGCUACCGUGUUUGCGAUUUGAAGAUGUGCUGUCAUGAAAUUAUUUGUUUGAGGCGAGAACUACGUGCACUAUGGUAUUAUUUAAUGAGAUGCGGUAUGUUGUGUAUUUUUAGGCGUAUAGAAUCGCAUCUCCUUAGGCGGGUAUUAGAAGAGUAAUUAUUACGCUCUCGGAUAACGAUAAAUAACGACAGGACUGAUACAGCACGUAGCACAGUCUAAUGUUUCAUUUAUAUACUC